UAAACAUGGCGGCGUGCACAGCCAGAUGCCUGUGCUAUGUGCCUCCUUACUGAAGCCGUGAUCAUCGACACACAUGAUGGAGACCGAGGAGGAGCAGCACAUGACCACGCUGUUAUGCAUGGGCUUCCCUGACCCGGUGGCCAUCCGGAAAGCCCUGCGCCUGGCCAAAAACGACAUCAACGAAGCUGUCGCGCUGCUCACCAACGAAAGCCCGGGACUCGGAUAUGGCUACGAGCCGAUGGAAAGCGGCCCUUCCCCGGGCUCCGGCCACAGCGGCGACGGCGAUAACAGCGGGCGCACCGGGACCGGGGGCUUUGAUCCUCCGCCUGCGUAUCAUGAUGUCGUGGAAAGUGAGAGGAGUAAUGAUGAGAAUGGGAACUGUUCUGGGAACAGUAUGGAGUUUCCCACCACUAAUCUUUAUGAGCUGGAGAGCAGAGUGUUCACUGAUCACUGGUCCAUCCCGUACAAGAGAGAGGAAUCACUUGGCAAGUGCCUCGUCGCGUCCACCUGCCUGGCCCGACUGGGCUUGGCUGAUGCAGAUGAGAACUGCAAGAGAUUCAUGGACAGGUGCAUGCCUGAGGCCUUAAAAAAGUUGCUGACAUCGAGUGCAGUGCACAAGUGGGGAACAGAGAUUCAUGAAGGCAUCUACAACAUGCUGAUGCUGCUGGUGGAUUUAGUAGCUGAGAGAGUCAAACAGGACCCCAUACCCAUCGGACUCUUGGGAGUUCUUACUAUGGCUUUUAACCCUGACAAUGAGUAUCACUUUAAAAACCGGAUGAAGGCCGGUCAGAGGAACUGGGCGGAAGUGUUUGGAGAGGACAGUAUGUUUGCUGUAUCUCCCAGCACCAGCUACCAGAAGGAGCCUCAUGGCUGGCUGGUGGAUCUUGUGAAUCGGUUUGGAGAAAUGGGAGGCUUUACAGCAAUUCAAUGCAAGCUUAACCAGGACGAGAUAGAGAUAGGGUGUGUAUCUGCUCUGGUUCAGCCGCUCGGUGUGUGCGCAGAAUACCUCAACUCCGGCCUUGUGCAGCCCAUGCUGGACCCGGUCAUACAUAAGAUGAUCACAUAUGUGCAGAACCUGGAGGAAAAAGACCUGAAAGACAAGCGUUUGGUGAGUAUUCCAGAGCUCUUGUCAGCCAUUAAGCUCCUGUGCAUGCGAUUCCAGCGGGAGCUGGUUAACGUUGUGGAUGACCUUCGGCUGGACAUCCUCCUCCGAAUGCUCAAAACCCCCCACUUCAGUGCCAAGAUGAACUCCCUUAAAGAGGUCACUAAACUCAUUGAGGAAAGUACAGUUUCCAAGACUGUGAAGAACGCCAUUGACACAGACAGACUCCUGGACUGGCUGGUAGAAAACUCAGUCCUCUCAAUAGCUUUGGAAGGAAACAUUGACCAGGCUCAGUACUGUGACCGAAUUAAGGGAAUCAUUGAACUGUUGGGCAGUAAGCUCUCAUUGGAUGAACUCUCCAAAAUAUGGAAAAUACAGGCUGGUCAGUCGUCCACUGUGAUUGAAAACAUCCACACAAUCAUCGCAGCCGCUGCCGUCAAGUUCAACUUCGACCAGCUCAGCCACCUCUUUGUCCUCAUACAGAGAAGCUGGGAGGUGGAGAAUGAUCGCGUGAGACAGAAGCUUCUCAGUCUGAUUGGACGGAUCGGCAGGGAGGCUCGCUCCGAGGCGACCACCGGAAAGGUGUUGGAGGUUUUGUGGGAGUUGGCCCAUCUCCCCACGCUGCCCACCACUCUAGUGCAACAGGCUCUGGAGGAGCAUCUCACCAUCCUUAGCGAUGCAUAUGCAGUCAAAGAAACCAUUAAGAAGAACUACAUCAUUAAAUGCAUUGAGGACAUCAAGAAGAUACAAAUACAGAAGGAUUCAAAGUCUCCCAGAGAGACACAGGUCUCUUUUCUUACUGGCUCCUGGGGCAAGAAGAAACCAAGCUUAUUAGCACGUUCUAAAUCAUCUCAGCAGAGUAAUCCUCAAACGGUGUGGGUGGUUCCAGCCUUAAGACAACUUCACGAGAUCACACGGUCCUUUAUCAAACAGACCUACCAGAAACAGGACAAGAGUAUAAUCCAGGACCUGAAGAAGAACUUUGAGAUAGUGAAACUGAUCACAGGGUCUCUGGUGUCAUGUCAUCGCUUGGCUGUGUCUGCCUCUGGAUCAAACGGUCUGUCUGGAUCCACACUGGUAGAUGGACGAUACUCCUAUCAGGAGUAUUUGGAGGCUCACUUGAAGUUCCUUGCAUUCUUCCUGCAAGAGGCCAGUCUGUACCUGGUCUGGAAUAGAGCCAAAGAGAUCUGGGAAUGCCUGGUGUCCGGCAUGGAUGUGUGCGAGCUGGAUCGAGAGAUGUGUUUUGAAUGGUUUACUAAAGGACAACAUGAUCUAGAGAGUGACGUUCAACAGCAAAUCUUCAAAGAAAAGAUCCUAAAGCUGGAGCCUUAUGAGAUCACUAUGAAUGGUUUUAACCUUUUCAAGACAUUCUUUGAGAAUGUGAACCUCAGUGACCACCGUCUCAAACGGCAGGGAACACAACUGUGUGUGGAGCGAUUGGAUGUGACUGGGAUGGACUUCAUCUGGAGAAUUGCAAUGGAGUCUCCAGACGAGGACAUCGCUAACGAAGCCAUACAGCUCAUCAUUACCUACAGCUACAUUAACCUCAACCCCAAAAUGAAGAAGGACUCUGUGUCUUUACAUAAGAAGUUUAUUGCUGAUUGCUAUAAGAGAUUGGAGGCUGCUAGCUCUGCACUGGGUGGCCCGACCCUCACACAUGCUGUUACCCGGGCUACCAAGAUGCUGACAGCCACUGCUAUGCCAACAGUUGCUACAUCAGUGCAAUCUCCAUCCAGGUCCAGUAAACUGGUGAUCAUUGAGAGACUGCUGUUAUUGGCUGAGCGAUAUGUCAUCACAAUUGAGGACCUGUAUUCUGUUCCUCGGACUAUUCUACCUCAUGGAGCGUCUUUCCAUGGCCAUCCUGUUACACUGCACAUCACUUACGAAUCUACCAAAGACACAUUCACCUUGGAGGCCCACAGCAACGAGACCAUAGGCAGCAUCAGAUGGAAGAUAGCAGAGCAGCUCAGCUGUCCAGUGGACAAUGUGCAGAUAUUUGCCAAUGACAGCAUGCUGACGAUGAAUCGGGACCAGAAGCUGUUAAAUCAGCUGGGUUUUUCUGAUGAGCAGAGUCUGACAGUGAAGAGCUCAGGAACAGGCACUCCAUCAGGCAGUUCAGCGGACAGCUCUGCCUCAGCCAGCUCCAGCAGCAGCGGGGUCUUCAACUCCGCAUAUGCUCUUGAGCAGGAGAAAUCUCUUCCUGGUGUGGUGAUGGCGCUGGUGUGUAAUGUUUUUGAGAUGCUUUAUCAGCUGGCCAACUUGGAGGAACCCAGAAUAACUUUACGUGUAAGAAAGUUGUUGCUGCUCAUCCCGACUGACCCGGAGGUGCAGGAUGCCCUCGAUAACUUUGUGCCAAAAGAGUCCAGCGUCUGGAGUCACCAGAAAACUUUGUUUACUCUAGGGUCUGGUUCUCAGGCCUCUAAGUCUCCGUCGCUGUCCAGUAAACAGCAGCAUCAGCAGAGUGCAGCUUCCAUCCUGGAGUCUCUGUUUCGCUCAUCUGCCCCGGGCAUGUCUACAUUCAGAGUGCUUUAUAACCUAGAGGUUUUAAGCUCUAAGCUGAUGCCCACAUCUGAUGAUGAAAUGGCAAAGACCAGCGUCAAAUCUUUCUGUGAGAACUUCCUCAAAGCUGGAGGUCUCAGUCUGGUGGUUAACGUCAUGCAGAGAGACUCCAUCCCAUCUGAAGUGGACUAUGAGACCAGACAGGGAGUCUAUUCCAUCUGCCUGCAGCUGGCCAGGUUCCUGCUAGUAGGGCAGGCCAUGCCCAGUAUCUUGGAUGAAGAGUUGAGCAAGGAUGGUCUGGACACUUUGUCCUCUAGGCCGUUCCGUAAUGCGGGGCGGCAGAGCGGUCGACAGCUCUCUGUCUGCGGAACGCCAGAGAAGUCCUCCUACAGGCAGGUGUCCAUGUCUGACAGAACGUCCAUCAGAGUGGAGGAAAUCAUACCAGCAGCUCGUGUCGCCAUACAGACAAUGGAGGUGGGAGACUUUACAUCCACAGUGGCAUGUUUCAUGCGGCUCACAUGGGCGGCGGCUGCAGGUCGAUUAGACCUAGUUGGCAGCAGCCAGCCAAUCAGAGAGACGACCAACUCACUCCUACCGCUUGGUGUACGCAGCAGGGUCAGCAGCACAGGAAGUAACUGCAGCUCUGGGAGUGAGGGAGAGAUCACCACAUUACAGGCAGGAAUCUGCGUUAAACAGCUGUUUGUGUCGAUCAAAGACACCAUCAUUGCACGAGAGGCGCUCUCUUUACUUGUCACAUGCCUUCAGUUACGCUGCCAACAACUCUGUUCAUUUUACACUCUGCCUUCUGUGAAUGAUUUCAUCAUUGAUAUCCUGCUGGGGUCAUCCAGUGGAGAGAUCCGACGUGUCGCUUGUGAUCAGCUGUACACUCUUAGUCAGUCGGACACGUCGGCGUACCCUGAUCUCCAGAAGCCCAACCUCUUCCUGCUAAAGGUGGUUCUGACAGCUCAGCUUCCUCUCUGGUCCCCAACCAGCAUCAUGAGGGGUGUAAACCAAAGGUUGCUUUCGCAGUGCACAGAUUAUUUUGACCUGAGGUGCCAACUCUUGGAUGACUUGACCAUGGCUGAGAUGGAGCAGCUUCAGAUCAGCCCGGCAGCCAUGCUGGAGGAUGAGAUCAGCUGGCUUGAUAAUUUUGAGCCGACCUGGACCAGCGAGCUGGAAACAAGCGAAGCUGACAACAUCCUGCUAGCCGGACACCUGCGCCUCAUCAAAACCCUGCUGUCCCUCUGCGGCAGCGAGAAAGAGCAGUUUGGACCAUCUCUGAUCCUGCAGCUGUUGGACGACUUCCUCUUCAGAGCGUCUCGAAUCAUCCUGAACAGUGACAGCUCGUCUAGCACUACCGCAUCUAUCCACGACUUCCACCCAAAGUGCAGUACAGUAAGCAGUCGUCUGGCAGCCUAUGAGGUUCUGGUCAUGUUGGCUGACAGCUCUCUCACUAACUUGCAGCUCAUCACUAGUGAACUCUUGUCAAUGCACCAUCAGUCAGACCCCUCCCUGACCAAAGAGUUUGAUUACCUUCCUCCUGUAGACAGUCGUUCUGUGUCUGGCUUUGUGGGGCUGAAGAACGGUGGUGCAACCUGCUACAUGAAUGCAGUGUUCCAGCAGCUCUAUAUGCAGCCUGGUCUGCCUGAGGCUGUGUUGUCAAUUGAAGAUGAUGCAGAAAACCCAGAGGAGAGUGUGUUCUGUCAGGUUCAGUCUCUGUUUGGUCACCUGAUGGAGAGUAAACUGCAGUACUAUGUACCUGAGAACUUCUGGAAGAUCUUUAAGAUGUGGAAUAAAGAAUUAUACGUGCGAGAACAGCAGGACGCCUAUGAGUUUUUCACCAGUCUAGUGGACCAGCUCGAUGAACAUCUUAAGAAAAUCGGUCGAGAGCAGAUCUUCAAGAACACAUUCCAGGGAAUUUUCUCUGAUCAGAAGAUAUGCAAAGACUGCCCACACAGGUAUGAGCGUGAGGAGACGUUCAUGGCUUUGAACUUGGGUGUGACGUCGUGUCAGAGUCUGGAGAUUUCUCUGGACCAGUUUGUUAGAGGAGAAGUGCUGGAUGGCAGCAAUGCUUACUACUGUGAAAAGUGCAAAGAGAAGCGGACCACUGUGAAGCGGACCUGUAUAAAGUCUCUGCCCAGUGUGCUGGUCAUCCACCUCAUGCGCUUUGGCUUCGACUGGGAAAGUGGCCGGUCCAUCAAAUAUGACGAGCAGAUCAGAUUCCCAUGGAUGCUGAACAUGGAGCCGUACACGGUGUCAGGAAUGGCCCGUCAGGACUCGAGCGCGGAUCACGGGGAGAAUGGGAGAGGGGGCGAGGCUGGCUCUGGUGGAUCGCCUCGGAAGAAAGUUACCAUCUCUGAGAACUAUGAACUGGUGGGAGUGGUGGUGCACAGUGGACAGGCCCAUGCGGGACACUAUUACUCUUUCAUCAAAGACCGCCGGGGUAGUGCUCGAGGACGCUGGUAUAAGUUUAAUGACAAUGUUGUAGAGGAGUUUGACAUGAACGAUGAGACACUGGAGUAUGAGUGUUUUGGAGGAGAGUACAGACCGAAAGUGUACGACCAGUCUAAUCCAUACCCGGACAUGCGGCGGCGCUACUGGAAUGCUUACAUGCUGUUUUACCAACGGAUCAGUGACCAGAACUCCCCGGUGCUGCCUAAAAAGAGUCGGGUCAGCAUCAUGAGGCAGGAGGCAGAGGAUCUUUCACUGUCAGCCCCCUCCUCUCCAGAGAUCUCACCCCAAUCCUCCCCAAGGCCACCCAGAGCCAACAAUGACCGCCUCACCCUGCUCACACGGCUGGUCAAGAAAGGAGAGAAGAAGGGGCUUUUUGUGGAGAAGAUGCCAGCAAGGAUCUAUCAGAUGGUGAGAGAUGAGAAUCUGAAGUUCAUGAAGAACAGAGACGUAUAUAACAGCGAUUACUUCAGCUUCACUCUGUCUCUGGCCUCUGUCAAUGCGACAAAGUUGAAGCAUCCAUCAUAUCAGGCCAUGGCGCAAACCAGUUUGCAGCUAGCAGUCCAGUUUCUCUUCCACACGUACCUGCGUACUAAGAAGAAACUCCGGGUGGACACAGAGGAGUGGAUUGCUACAGUGGAGGUUUUGUUGUCCAAGAGUAGCGAAGCGUGCCAGUGGAUGGUGCAGUACCUGGUGGCACCUGAAGGAAGAGAGAUCAUCAAGAUCUGUCUUUUAGAAUGUAGUGUGCGGGAGGUACGUGUCGUGGUGGCCACCAUCCUGGAGAAGACACUGGAGACCGCUCUGUACUUCCAGGCUGCAGGGCUGGACUGUCUUUUGGACAUGCUGCUGUCCCUAUUGGAUAAAGACGUACCGGACAACUGCAAGAACUGCUCUCAGUAUUUCAGCCUCUUCAGUAACUUAGUAGCUCAGAGGGGCUAUGGGCCGUGUCAACUGCUGCUCAAACAUUCAGCCUAUCGCCGCAUGCUUGUCUUCCUGCUGGGACCCAACCGGCAAAACAACCAGCACCGGCGCUGGAGUUCAGCACAGGCUCGGGAGUUCCUGCAUCUCCACAACACACUGGCCCUGAUAGUGCUGCACACAGACCUCACUUCUCAGAUGACAGAGGCUCCAGGAGUGUUCAAGCAGAGUUCCUCUGGUUUGGCGCCUCCAUCUUCUCCACUUUUGCCUCUACAUCCAGACAUCAACACACUGCUCUUCAAACCUGAUGGCCAGGCAUAUCUCAUGGAGGUGAUGUUUGCCAUGCGUGAGCUGUCUGGCCCGUUGUUGUUUCUCAUCGAGAUGAUCACAUACUGCUCAUUCUGUAACGAGCCUUUCUCACUGGGUGUUCUGCAUUUACUCAAGAAUCACCUGGAGACAGCUCCACCUCAUGAACUGAAGAAUGUCUUUCAGUUGCUCCUAGAGAUCCUGAUGGUAGAGGACCCUCUGCAAUCCCAGAGACUCAAAUAUGCAUUUGAAUCUGAUAAAGGCCUUUUGGCUUUGAUGCAUCAGAGCAACAAUGUAGACAGCAGUCGCUGCUACCAGUGUGUUAAGUUCCUGGUCACACUGGCUCAGAAGUGUUCUCCAGCUAAAGAUUAUUUCAAAGAGCUCUCAGGACAUUGGAGCUGGGCAGUACAGUGGCUGCAGAAAAAGAUGUCUGAGCACUACUGGACGCCUCAGAGUAACGUUUCAAACGAGACGUCCACAGCUAAAACCUUCCAACGUACCAUCUCAGCACAGGACACUCUUGCCUAUGCCACGGCUUUACUUAAUGAGAAGGAACAAUCCGGCAGCAGUAAUGGCUCAGACGGCAGCCCAGCCAAUGAGAACUCGGACAGAAGCCUCAGACAGGGAUCAGAAUCACCAAUGAUGCUGGGAGAUUCCCGGAGUGACUUAGAAGAUGUGGACCCCUAACUCGCCUCGUUGUUUUUACACAAAAAACAAAACAUAAAAGGUUUCCCUCCAACAGAAAGAUGUUGUGGAUCUAAACAGACAAUCAGAAAACUGUAUUUGAUGAUCUUGGGACUGUAAAUGGAGUGCCUGCAGCAACUAACAGUCACCGAUCUUCAGGUCUCCUCGUCGGAGAUGUAAACAUCUAGUUUUUUUUUUGCUGGUGGUCAUUGGUUAAAUCCUGGCUGUAUGAAAACAGUUCAGGUGUUGCAAGUUAUUCAGAUAUUACGUCUGACUAGAUGAGUUCUGUCAGGCAAAAGGAACAAUAUACAAAUGGAGGGUUUUGAUUCCUUGAAUUUUUUACAUAAAACUACAAGAUACAACAGUGCCAGAAGGGGUGUUUUAAACUAAAUCAGUCAGCGUAUAUUUGCCAAUGUAAUUACGUAGAUACUGUUCAUGAGAAAUGUAAAGAUGUGUUCCAUAAAUGUAAUUUCAAAUGUAAAAUAAUAUUUUUUAAAAAUCCUUUACUGAUUUCCUUUUUUCCUUUUUUUCCUUUUCUUUUUUUUUUUUUUUUUUUUUUUUUGAACAGUUUGAGGGGUGCCUCAAAUCUAUUCAAAGAGGAACUUGCCAAGUUUUUGAGAGUCAAAUAAUCACACCCUUUUUCCCCCUUUCUUUCUUGCUGGUAUUUUUUUAAUGCACUUUAUAUUUGAAUUCAGUUUGUGACAAUGUCCUGAUGUGGAGACAAUUGGACAGUCGUGACUUUUGCUGCUCUCUGUCCAUCUUUCACCUUGAUUUCUUCAAUGCUGAAGAUCAAACAUCAUGUAGGGAGACUAGGCUCAACACAAAUGUAUACACGAGUGGUAGGCAAGAAAUGUCAUUGGGUGGCAGAUAUAUUGCAUCAAUAAAGAUGCAUCCUAAGACAUGUUAUGCAAGCACUGUCUAGAUCAAUACACAAACAUGGUGAAAUCAGAGAAGUAUGGCACUGUAAAACACCUUUUCUUCUUUAAGGAAAGACGAUGCGUGCUACAAUCAGCAAUUGCUUGUAUUAUUAAGAAGCUGUCUAUCACUCUUUCUGUCUGUUCUGAUAUUGUCAUGUGCCGAUUUCAUAUGAUUUCCACUGGCCAACACAGAUGUCUGCGUUGUCGGCCUGCAUUUAGAGGGGUGUAGUUUAAAAGCAAGGGACACUGUACCGGCCAUGGAUACACUUUUCAGGGGUUAAUUUUGCCAAAUGUAGCUUUUUUGAUUUGUGUGCUUGCAUCUUUCUGUUUGGUCUGACUUACAACUUGUGCACAAUUCAAAUUGGAAGACAGCUUUGCUGGGGGAAAAAAAGGAGUUUAAACCAGCCUAAGCUGGAUUACUGGUCUGUUGACUGGUCUGGGAUACUGGUCAGGCUUGGAUACCAGUUGGCCAACCUGCUUAUCCAGCUCUAGACCAGCUUGGUCAGGAUGGGAGACCAGCUGAAAACCAGCUUUGCCAAACUUAAAGACCAGCUUAUACCAACUAAGACAAGCAACCAGCUUAGGCUGGUGUAAGGUGCGUUUUUUCAGCAGGGACGAUGAGGAUUGGGUAGAAAAGGGGGUGAAGGGUGAGAGGAGAGAGUGAGUUAAAAGAGAUUGUAGAUUGAUGGGUCGUUCUCACAAAAGCAGUAUUGUGCCUUUACUCGACUCCUCCCCUCUACUGCUUGUGUCCUCACCUUCAGUCAAACCGUUGGACAAUGUGCUACAGAAAUGCCUGAACUCACUCAUUGUGAAAGCAACGCACAGGCAUACUCGCACGUUGGAAUGCAGUGGUGGCUCGACUGCACUCAAACUCAUCUAGCGUCUCAAGGUCCCUGUUUAAGCCAUGCAUGUAAUUUUUCUUUCACUGAGUUGGCAGGGUGAUUCCGCUAAUGUGUGCUGCUUAUUUUGUUUUUAGAAUAGACUAGAACACUUAGUGACAUUACUUCAAUGUUUACAGCGAAAGGACCUCAAAACCACCUCACACAAAAAUGUGCUGAUUUGCAGAACCAUUUGUGCUGCUUUUUAUCUCACAUUCAUCUGGUUACUUGCUCUUCACUUUCAUGAAACAUUUCAUGUUGCUGCUUUUCUUGUUGUGCUUCCUUGCAUGUCUGUCCGUGUAUGUGUGAGAGACUCCUGUUGGGGGGAAAAAACACAGCUUAAACCAGUCUAAGAUAGUUUGGUGUUUUUUUUUUUCUGGUCUCCAGGCUGGUCUUAUAGGGGUUUUGGGCACUUGUCAGCUGGUUAGGCUUGUAAACCAGCUAGACCAGCUGAAGACUACAUUUGCCAGCUGGGAAACCUGCUGAAAACAAUCUUGGCAAGGUUGGGAAAUUAGCUGAAAACUUAAUUGACCUGGCUUGGAGACAAUCUAGACCAGCUGAAGACCAUCUUGUUCGAUUGGAAGACAAGCUGAAGACCAUCUUGGCUAGGCUGGGAGACCAGCUGAAAACCAUCUUGGCCAAGGUAAAAGACAAGCUGACGACCACCUUGGCCAGGCUAGAAGACAAGCUGAAGACCAGCGUGUCCAGGCUAGAAGACAAGCUAAAGACCAUCUUGGA
Xyrauchen texanus (razorback sucker) is the source of this 10493-nucleotide messenger RNA. Its product is annotated as ubiquitin carboxyl-terminal hydrolase 24-like. Gene Ontology annotation, biological process: protein deubiquitination. Bases 74 to 7963 code for a protein of 2629 amino acids. Gene Ontology annotation, cellular component: nucleus; cytosol. Gene Ontology annotation, molecular function: cysteine-type endopeptidase activity; cysteine-type deubiquitinase activity; protein binding. The record is from RefSeq and is a predicted model, not a curated record. The transcript has 67 exons. Lineage: Eukaryota; Metazoa; Chordata; Actinopteri; Cypriniformes; Catostomidae.